Molecule: messenger RNA, 1399 nt
Organism: Acanthoscelides obtectus
Lineage: Eukaryota; Metazoa; Arthropoda; Insecta; Coleoptera; Chrysomelidae
Source: the annotation of a GenBank genome assembly
CAUAUUAUAACCGCGGUACAUAAUACGGAAAUUUUGGUUAUCCGCUUGGAUUUGAUUUAUGACAUCUGUCAUCUGACGUAUAUGUUUUGUGGUCGUACCCGAAUAACCUCAAACAAUCCACAAUAUUAAAAAUAACUUGGAAUAUGUUGGAAUAAUAGUUUUGUUUUAAUACUCAAACAUGUAAGAAAAAUCUAUGGACGCCCUCAAUUCAGAAUCAUGAAUACCAUAAAUACGUAUAUCCACUUUCAGGUAUACGUUAGCGUUGAAAAGGGCAGUGCUCCCUAGAAGUAGUAACUAUUUAAGAGUUUGUGCUAAGAGCUCAAAGCCAGAAGAUACUUCCUCAAGUAGCAGCAGCAGUAGUUCGAGUAGCUCUGACAGUGAUAAUACGAAAGAUGCCAAACCCUCAAAUGAACAAAAGUUAGAACGAUUGAACACUUUGUUACAAGAUCUCAUUCAGAGUAAUGCUCCUGGUAAAACCGCAAAACUGGAAUUGGCUAAACCGAAGGGUAGAGAAUUUAAAAAAGAGUUAGACACAAAUGAUGUAACUACAAAAACUGAAACUGCAGAAAAGGAAAUGGUGAAGGCAGUAAAAGAUGUAGCUACUGACUUAGGAGGUGAUACCAAACAGACUGAGUCAGAAUUAUUAAUGAAAUUGCUAAAUCCAGAAACAUCUCCUACAUCUGCAACAAAUUUGAUGGAUAUCAUGAAAGGAAUGAGGAUAGAUAGGGAAACAAAAACAGCAGAGAAAAGUCGGGCUGAACAAGUUAGAAGCAUUUUACAAACAGCAAAAAGUAGAAUAUCGAAAGAAGGUCCUCAGCCAGAAAGAAGAAUGAAGAGGCUCCCACAACAUAUCCAACAAAAAAAAGAAAUAGUGGUGCAAAAAAUUGAUUUGUUCGGUGGUGAAGCUCUGAACAUUUUCACAAACAAAUCUGAAUUAACAGAGGUUACACAAACCAAAACAUGGCAAAGGCUAUAUGAAAGGGAUUUGAAAUUAGCAGUCACGCAUCCACCAUCAAACUAUUUCCAGCAACUGAUGUUGUGGACUGAACAGGAAAAACUGUGGAAAUUCCCCAUUGACAAUGAACAAGGUUUGGAUGAAGAAAAGAAGGUGGAUUUUUCGAAGCAUGUAUUUUUAGAAGAGCACCUGGAGCCCUGGUGCCCUGCUAAAGGCCCACUGAGACAUUUCAUGGAACUGGUAUGUGUGGGUCUAUCAAAAAAUGCAUAUUUAACUGUUGAUGCCAAAAUUGAGCACAUCCUAUGGUACAAGGACUACUUUGAGAGCAAGAAAAAACUUCUCAAAGAUACAGGAGCAAUACUCGCAGAACGGGAGGCGCCGAAAGCUGUACAAUGAGCUCAUGUUCUUUUACGUUGUUUGUAAAUAAAUAUAUUUUCCAAAGUA